Messenger RNA from Lineus longissimus, 600 nucleotides. RefSeq lists its product as uncharacterized. NCBI's taxonomy places the organism in Eukaryota, Metazoa, Nemertea, Pilidiophora, Heteronemertea, Lineidae. Bases 1 to 600 code for a protein of 199 amino acids. The record is from RefSeq and is a predicted model, not a curated record. The transcript is spliced from 4 exons.
AUGAGCACCCUGAUCUCUGUUCUCCUUCUCUGCCUCGUGUGCGGACAAAGCUACGGCUUUCUUGGCGGUCUCUUCAAGGAUCCUCCAGUCACCGUCAGCGAGGUCGACCCCGUCAAGUAUGCGGGAAGGUGGUACCAGAUCUACGGCAACUUGCUCACCCAGUAUCUCUUCACAAGAAAUGCAUUCUGCGUUACCGCCGACUACGGCCUCCUCGCUGACGGCACUGGCAUCUCCGUCCUGAACGCUGGUCGCAAGAAAUCUGCCACAGGAGUGCUUUUCAACAUCACUGGUACCGCUACCUACACCAAUCAGGUCGGACAGCUUGAUCUCCAACUGGCUGGCGUACCAGUCACCGGAUCAUAUUGGAUCACCAAACUCGGCCCAGUCAACGGUGAUGGCCUCUAUGAAUACUCCGUCGUCACAGACAGUAAGCGCGUCAACCUGUACGUCCUCGCCCGCGACCCCGUCUCAUUCAAGGCCAGCUACGACGCCGAGGUCCUCCAAUUCCUCGCCAAUGACUCAUUCGACUCGUUCUUCAACAAGCCUAUUGGUGUGUAUCAGGAAAGUGACUGUCAGUAUGCACCACUCCCUGAGGCUUGA